Messenger RNA from Nomascus leucogenys (northern white-cheeked gibbon), 571 nucleotides. It is a transcript of the gene SPMIP11, whose product is annotated as sperm microtubule inner protein 11. Lineage: Eukaryota; Metazoa; Chordata; Mammalia; Primates; Hylobatidae. The record is from RefSeq and is a predicted model, not a curated record.
CCAACCUGGACAUUCCAGAAGAGGCCAGGGAGGAUCUGAGAUGGCCUUCUUCAACUUGUAUCUAUUGGGAUAUCAAAAUUCCUUUCAGAACAAGAAAAGGAACGCAACUGAAGAAACAAACCAGAAGGAACCAGAGCCUACUAGGCUUCCCCCCAUUAUAUCAAAAGAUGGGAAUUAUUCCGUGCACCAGAAUAGCCACACAAGAUACCAUGAAGCUGUCCGGAAGGUGUUGUUGAAGACGUUUCCCAAUCAGGUCUUCAGAAUCCCCUUGACUGAUGCUCAGAACUUCAGCUUCUGGCGGUCCCAUGAUCCAGGAGUGCGUCCAGAGGAAACCACGCCGUGGAUCCGGAGCCCACGCCACUGUCUCAUAAAAAGCGCGAUGACCAGGUUUAUGGAUCACUCUGUUCUCAAUGACAGAACCUUCAGUCUGUAUUAAGAAGAUAUGGCUGCAGAAAGACAAGAUGAAUUGUGGCAAGAGUGCAGAGGGGGAAAGAAGGAAGUUUCCCAGUUCUGAUGGCUGACUAAUGGGAGGAGGAGAUGGAGAAAGCAGAGUAAACAGAUUGGACUAAAA